CUCAACCCCCCAUUCUCGCUACCAAUCAGUUCUAGCAUCUCCUAUCUGAUUUUCAAAUUUCAACAAUGGCACGAACUAAGCAAACUGCCCGCAAGUCUACUGGUGGCAAGGCCCCCCGCAAGCAGCUGGCCACCAAAGCUGCUCGGAAGUCGGCUCCAGCCACCGGCGGCGUCAAGAAACCCCACCGAUUCAGGCCUGGAACCGUGGCUUUGAGAGAGAUUCGAAAGUACCAAAAGAGCACUGAGCUCUUGAUCCGCAAGCUCCCAUUUCAGCGUUUGGUUCGAGAAAUUGCUCAGGAUUUUAAGACCGAUCUAAGGUUCCAGAGCAGUGCCGUGGCCGCGCUUCAGGAGGCUGCCGAAGCCUACCUCGUGGGGUUGUUUGAAGACACCAAUUUGUGUGCGAUCCAUGCCAAGAGGGUGACCAUUAUGCCUAAGGACAUUCAACUCGCUCGGAGAAUUAGAGGCGAGCGGGCUUAGAGGACGCUGUCAUCUGACCGUCUUUCUCAUUUUAUUUGUAUAUUUCCGUAUCCUAAGGUGAUUGUUGUCUUAUGUACUUGUUAGGUUUUUCUGAAUCAAUUAGUUCGGCAUUCAAGUUUGA
Prosopis cineraria is the source of this 597-nucleotide messenger RNA. RefSeq names its product histone H3.2. Gene Ontology annotation, cellular component: nucleosome. Lineage: Eukaryota; Viridiplantae; Streptophyta; Magnoliopsida; Fabales; Fabaceae. Bases 66 to 476 code for a protein of 136 amino acids. The transcript has a single exon. Gene Ontology annotation, molecular function: DNA binding; structural constituent of chromatin; protein heterodimerization activity. The record is from RefSeq and is a predicted model, not a curated record.